Molecule: messenger RNA, 443 nt
Organism: Cyprinodon variegatus (sheepshead minnow)
Lineage: Eukaryota; Metazoa; Chordata; Actinopteri; Cyprinodontiformes; Cyprinodontidae
Product: C-C motif chemokine 5-like
Exons: 3
Coding region: 18-296 (92 amino acids)
Biological process (GO): G protein-coupled receptor signaling pathway; neutrophil chemotaxis; inflammatory response
Cellular component (GO): extracellular region
Molecular function (GO): chemokine activity; CCR chemokine receptor binding
Source: RefSeq, a predicted model, not a curated record
UACCAGAUCCCAUCAUCAUGAAGGUUGCUCAUAUCUACCUGCUCUGCAUCCUGGGAGCCGCCCUGCUGUCUACAGUCCUCUGCAACAGUGGAAAUGCUGCUGAUAUGUGCUGCUUUGAAUACUUUCCAAGUCCCAUAAACAGUGAGCUGAUCUCUUCGUAUUUCAAGACUGGUCCUCGGUGCCACUUGAAUGCAGUUGUCUUAAUAACAAAACGAUCCCGCCGCAUCUGUGUGAACCCAGAGCAGCGCUGGGUGGUGAAGAUGAUCAAUUACCUGGAGAGUCAGUCCCUGGUCUAGAGAUCUAGAAGCUGCCUACCGUUCUGCUUUAUCAGAUCAUGUUAAGUACAUGUAGCAAUGCGAGCAUCAUUUCGGUAUCAGUGCUUUUAAGUUUCUGAUUUUGCUUCCAACAUGUAAACUUUUUUUUUUUUUUUUUUUGUAAUAAUU